GAGUAGUCUGUUGAUUAGUUUCUAUUCCCAAGGGGAAGCUGUCUUUGUUCUUCAAGAUACUCUUUCGAUAUCAUUUCUGAAUGCGAAGGUGUAAUUUGUCGUCAAGUUCUUUCGGUUUUUAACCAAUAGUUCAGGCUCCUAGAGGGUUAAAUUACUGAGUGUUUCUACGGAAGGUCAUUUGAUUAUUUGCUACAGGCUCUUUGGGAAGACACAAACUGAGGCUGUCUGGCGCGUGAACAUUGGAACUGAUCAUAGUACAGCCGGGCUAAAAGAGCAAGAUCUUGCCCUGAUUUCACGACUGGCAUUCAACAAGCUACAGCCAAGAAACAAGGGAAUCUCAACUGGCCACAACAUUUCUUCAACUCAAGGGCUAUAAUUUGUGUCGGUGACAUUAUUAAUUCCAUCAAACUGUCUUGAUUAUAAAGACUCAACGACGCUCCCUAAACAAGCAGCCCAAGCACUCAACCGCAAAACCGUGUCAGCUGUUUCGAUCUGCUUAACUUUGAAGUCGUUUCUUCACGGAUCUAGCCGAGACAUUAGUCUCAUUUUGAGCUGAGAUAUUCUUCAGACUGUACUGAAUACGUUAAUUGUGCUGAAAAUGUCUGAUCAAGGUACAGAAAGAGGCCCAGGCCCGGUGAACGAAGAACAAAGUGAGAGGACAAGGCAAACGCAAAUCCGUAAGGAAAUCAAAAUUGCACCUAGCAGACCAGCAAAGACUAGUGGAGCCGCGAAGAGGAUUCAGCGGGAACUGGCCGAAAUAGCUCUCGAUCCACCCCCUAACUGUAGUGCAGGACCCAAAGGUGACAAUCUUUAUGAGUGGCACUCAACAAUUCUUGGUCCUCAGGGAUCUGUGUAUGAAGGAGGAGUCUUCUUCCUCGAUAUUCAAUUCUCAUCUGAUUAUCCUUUUAAACCACCAAAGGUGACUUUUCGAACCAGGAUUUACCAUUGCAACAUAAACAGCCAGGGUGUGAUCUGUCUGGACAUUUUAAAAGAUAACUGGAGCCCAGCUCUAACCAUCUCCAAAGUUCUUCUCUCGGUUUGUUCCCUUCUUACCGACUGCAAUCCAGUUGAUCCUCUUGUUGGCAGCAUAGCAAACCAGUACAUCAACGACAGACAGGAACAUGACAAGAUUGCUAAGGAGUGGACUAAGAGAUUUGCGACUUAAAUAAAUAAAGAUACAGCUCACUUAUUUAUACACAAUAAUUAUUUUAAGGACAUAUUUUCAGGAUGGUGAUAAAAGCAAUCCUGUAUGUACAUUAAUAAAUGUACUAGAUUAUUUUCAACUUUCAUGUGGUACUGUAAUGAUUUGACAUCAGGCACCCCUGUCAAAUACACGCUACAAUGAGCAUAUUUGUUAUUUCGAUAAGCUCCAUAAUUCUGAUCAUUGAGUCCCUGCUAUUUUGUUGAGAUCCAACAUUAAAAUAUGUGCACACUGUAAGUACCACUUAUUAGAUAUUGUGGUACCAUGGUUUGCUUGAGAGAACAAAACAAGAUAGAAUUCUGGUAUGUGUAGUUUCUAAUGAACAGUCCGUCAUUUCCCUUUAGUUUGCUGAGCAAGAAACAAAAAAAGAAAGGGGAGGAAUAAUGGGUAUGCCUAUUGCCUCAUUAAUAAAUGUUUGCUGCCAGGUCUCUACAGCAAGAAAAGGGCCCCGGGUUGCUGUACAUGCACACAGUCUAUAUAUUAUAUAGCUAGUAAAGAUCAUUAUUAAAAAAUAAAUGCUACUGCUCAUGAAUGUUAGGGAAAAUUUGCAUCAUUUUGGUACCAAAACGUCCCACUCUUGUCUAUAAAUGUCUGCAUCUAAGUCUUGCAAACUUCAUGCCAAGUGUACUAAAAUAAAUUAUGUUACUUUUUUUUUUUUUGCUAAUAAUAAAUCUAAUUAUGUAUAUUUUUUGUAAAUUCUCUUUUAAAUAUGACAGUGGUUUUCAACUGUCUUGGUUAAAUACCUUUUCACCUGUCUUGUGCUCAGUGUAUCCCCUUCCUUUAUGAUCUUAGUAUUUUUCCACUGAGUAAGAUCUGAUGCAGGACUGGCCAGCCCGAUCAGUGCAAUGCAGUAAUUGUUAGAGAGCAUUAUUGGAAAUAUCUAUAACAACUUUUAAUUAUGCUUGAUCCAGCUACUUUAGUAUUGGUCAACUCGAUAUGGCUCUCGGAAUCUGACUGAUUACAGUACUGUUGAACCUUCACUAACGGACACCUCCAGGAGACAGACAGCCUUUGGUUCCAGCCAUGUACAAACAGUGUAUUUUUUACUGUCAAUAGGCGGACAACUCUCUAAAGCAAACACUUCUUCUGGUCCCAGUCAUGUCUGCUUACUGGAGGUUCAACUGUAUUGUGAAUAUAUCAACAGGGAAGGAGAUUGGGCAGUUAAACAUUAAGGCCUUUUUUGUUAUGUACAAAGGAAACAGUUCAAAGUUAUUAUAUAACUCAGACUGUGAUCGUUCCAGAAAAUAACAUUUAGCUUGCUAAUGAGAAGGGCUAGUAUAAAGGUGUUUGUAUUAACACCUAAUUACUUGUUUUGCUAUGCUUAUCGGAAAAAUUAGCCACCAAAUUAUUUGCAUAAAAAGAUGGCAGACUUGCAAUUUAUAUGUGAAAUGUAAAGCUUGUAAAAAUGUAUUGUAUAAAAAUGUUAAUUAAUUAUGACAAUUAUUAUUAUUAUUAUUAUUA
Orbicella faveolata is the source of this 2662-nucleotide messenger RNA. RefSeq names its product ubiquitin-conjugating enzyme E2 E3-like. NCBI's taxonomy places the organism in Eukaryota, Metazoa, Cnidaria, Anthozoa, Scleractinia, Merulinidae. The record is from RefSeq and is a predicted model, not a curated record.